AUGGCGAUCAAGCACAACAACGUGAGGAUUUUCCGUUCCCUCUGUCUUGUGUGAAUGGAAGCGAGUGCUGAUUUUUGUGGGCUGGCUUUUUUGUAGCAAAUCCCCAACAACCAUUUCCGCAAGCAAUGGCAGACUCGUGUGCGGACUCAUUUUGACCAGGUUAGUCGAUUCUACGGGCCUCCCCUCUGGCUACUAUAUUUGGUGGAUAUUGGGAGAUGGAGGUGGUUGGGGAAGUUUGGCUAGAUGGAUAUUUUGGAAGUAGGGGGGGGGGCUGAGGCUAAUGGAUUGGGUUUCGGCAUUUACAGCCCGGACGCAAGCACCGUCGUCGCAAUGCUCGUUUGGCCAAGGUUUCUGCGGUAGCUCCCAGACCCGUCGACCUCCUUCGCCCCAUCGUUAGAUGCCCGACUAUCAAAUACAACCGCCGUGUACGUGCGGGUCGUGGAUUCACCCUCGAGGAACUUAAGGUCCGUCCUUCUCCUGUAUCGCUAGCUCCUGGAUCAAGCUAACGCAAGGACUGUAAACAGGAGGCCAAGAUCCCCCGUAAAUUCGCCUUGACCAUCGGAAUCCCCGUCGACCACCGCAGGCAAAACACCUCGGUCGAGUCCCUCCAGGUCAACGUCGCCCGACUUAACGAGUACAGAUCCAAGCUUAUCCUCUUCCCCCGCCGUGCCAAUAAGCCCAAGUCCGGCGACUCCUCGAAGGAAGACGUCAAGGAUGCCACUCAAACUCGCUCCGUCGCUGCCAUCCUCCCGAUCAACCCCAACCCCGGUAGGACUAUCUUCACCGAACGCACUAUCACCGCCGCCGAGAAGGAGAGGAACGUGUUCAGGGAAUUGCGCCUUGCCCGCGCAGAUGCCAGGAAUGCUGGUGCCAGGGAAAAGAGACAAAAGGCCAAGGACGAUGAGGCAGCAGCCAAGAAGAAAUAAAAUUAGUGCUUUCUUCCUGUUUUUGUGGCUAGUUGUGAAUUACCGAAAAUGGUUGUUUCAUUUUAUGCCUGGGUGGGAUUUUUCUUGUUCUCACUUUUUUUUCUUUUUUUUCUUUUUUUCUUCCAGUUCUUCCAUGGUGGUUCCUGAAUAAAGGUAUUCCAUUGUUUCAAUUUGGGGAAAUUGGGGACCAUUGGGACUUUUUUUUUUUUAAAAAAAAAAACUAUUCUGGGAGAUUUUUUUUUCCUUCGAAACGUGCUAUGAGAUUGUUUUAAAGCUUGUGUCGGGGGUAUGAGAGAGCGCUAGCUUCCUGGGAUACUAGUGGGAGGCGCCAUAGCUUGAUGACACCAAUAUAUAGAUAGAUGUGGUGUGGUAG
Messenger RNA from Tuber aestivum (summer truffle), 1299 nucleotides. The record is from the annotation of a GenBank genome assembly. NCBI's taxonomy places the organism in Eukaryota, Fungi, Ascomycota, Pezizomycetes, Pezizales, Tuberaceae.